AAACUCUUAUGAAACAAAGUAGACCAGCAGCAGAAAGCAGGUACAGGGAGACAAGAGGGAUUCUCAAGCUGAGGUUACAAUCACCCACCCGGCACACAGCACUUCCUCGCACAUCAAAACCGAGGGAAGAAAUGCUUCUUUCUUUGGGCUUGACAUAAAUAUCACCUCCGGGGAGCCAGCACAAGAAUAAGAUGGCCCCAAAUUCCAUCCACUGGUUCCGGAAGGGCCUCCGUCUCCAUGACAACCCAGCAUUACGGGAGGCGGUCCGGGGGGCGGGCACAGUGCGCUGUGUUUACUUCCUGGAUCCAUGGUUUGCGGGCUCCUCCAACGUCGGGGUCAACAGGUGGAGGUUUCUCCUGCAGUGUUUGGAGGAUCUGGACGCCAACCUUCGGAAGCUCAACUCCCGGCUUUUUGUCAUCAGGGGCCAACCAGCCAAUGUGUUCCCACGGCUCUUUAAGGAGUGGAAGAUCUCUCGGCUGACCUUUGAGUACGAUUCGGAGCCUUUCGGGAAGGAGAGAGAUGCUGCCAUCAAGAAGCUGGCCAUGGAGGCAGGGGUGGAGGUCAUUGUCAAGAUAUCACACACCCUCUACGACCUGGACAAGAUCAUAGAGCUGAAUGGCGGGCAGCCUCCUCUCACCUACAAGCGUUUCCAGACUCUGAUCAGUCGACUGGAUCCUCCUGAGAUGCCUGUGGAGACACUGUCAGACACCUUGAUGGGUCGCUGCGUUACCCCCAUCUCUGAGGACCAUGGAGACAAGUACGGGGUCCCAUCCCUGGAGGAGCUAGGCUUUGACACCGAGGGCCUGCCUUCAGCUGUGUGGCCAGGAGGAGAGACUGAGGCUCUGACCAGGAUAGAGCGCCACCUGGAGAGAAAAGCAUGGGUGGCUAAUUUCGAGCGCCCCAGGAUGAAUGCCAACUCGCUGCUGGCCAGCCCAACAGGCCUCAGCCCCUACCUGCGCUUUGGCUGCCUCUCCUGUCGUCUUUUCUACUUCAAGCUCACUGACCUCUACCGCAAGGUGAAAAAGAACAGCUCCCCUCCACUCUCUCUGUAUGGCCAGUUACUGUGGCGUGAGUUCUUCUACACCGCAGCGACCAACAACCCACGCUUUGACAAGAUGGAGGGUAACCCCAUCUGUGUGCGCAUCCCCUGGGACAAAAAUCCAGAAGCACUCGCCAAGUGGGCUGAGGCUAAGACAGGCUUCCCCUGGAUAGACGCUAUCAUGACUCAGCUUAGGCAGGAAGGCUGGAUCCAUCACCUGGCCAGGCAUGCGGUGGCCUGCUUCCUCACCAGGGGGGACCUGUGGAUCAGCUGGGAGGAAGGGAUGAAGGUCUUUGAGGAGUUGCUCCUAGAUGCAGACUGGAGUGUGAACGCAGGCAGCUGGAUGUGGCUGUCCUGCAGUUCAUUUUUCCAGCAGUUUUUCCACUGCUACUGCCCCGUGGGCUUCGGCCGGCGCACCGACCCCAACGGGGACUUCAUCAGACGAUACUUACCUGUCCUCCGAGGUUUCCCUGCUAAGUUCAUCUACGAUCCAUGGAACGCACCGGAAUCUGUGCAGGCGGCCGCAAAGUGCAUAAUCGGAGUCCAUUACCCAAAGCCCAUGGUGCAUCACGCAGAGGCAAGCCGACUCAACAUCGAGAGGAUGAAGCAGAUCUACCAGCAACUUAGCCGAUACAGGGGACUGGGCCUGUUGGCAUCAGUACCAUCCACGAAUGGGAACGGGAACGGAGGAAUGAUGGCCUACUCUCCCGGAGAGCAGCAGCCAGGGACCAACAACAACAACAACAACUCACAUUUGCCUGGAGUGUCGGGAAGCUCUGUUGCUACUGGUAAUGGCAGCGGGAGCAUCCUUCUCAACUUUGACAGUGAAGAACAGACGGGGCCGAGCAGUGUUGGACAGCAGCAACAACGACUGCAGCCGCUGUCGCAACAGCAACAGCAACAGCAUGGAUACCACUCAGUGCCAGACGCCAGCCAGACCAUCACCAGCAGCCGACUCUACCACGAGUUUGCUGUGCCUCAACACCCAGGACUCCUCCUGCACACCAGAGGGGGCAUCACAGGAAAGCGGGAGCGGGAGUCGGAACGUGAAGGGUCGGGCGAGGAAGACCCGGCAUCCUGCUCCAUGCAUAAGAUGCAGCGGCAGAGUGCAGAGACUACCUAGAGCAGGUGGAGAUGAGACUGGCUGAAUCCACAUUUGAGUCACCAUCCGGGCAGCAGAGAGAGGAAAUCCCAACGUUGCCACCUGUCCUCCAAACCGACGCAGCUCCAGACACGACCGCCUCGGCCUCCUCAAACGAUCUUAAACUGCUCUCUGUCUUUACAGUCAGAAAUGCCCCGGGGUGUAAACAUGAAGGUGAAAAUGUGACACUCUUGACACCAUUUCUACAGUGGCAUUUACAUCAUAGUCCAUUGACCUCUGACCUCAUUGUGCACUGACAGGUGUGGCGACUGCAGAGGAAUGUGCAAAUAAACAAAACGCCUCAAACUUACAGCUCGACAAAUUAUUUGUAAAAAAAAAAAAAAUAAAGAACGAAAAAACUGCAUUAUUGUCUUAAAACUGCUGCCACCAGCCAGUAUAUACUGUACGAACACUGACGCAGCUAUAAAUGUAAGUAAUGGAAUAUUUAAUGUUUUUUAAAGCUGCAAAUACUCCACCAAACACCUUGUCUGCCCUUUCAUACACUGAUAUAAAACCAAGCUAAUUAUGUCAGGGUUUACAGAGAAUCUUUUCUACUUUUACUAAAGCUUUAUAUCGUUUAAGUUCUAAUAUGCUUCAUCCCAUAGUGUUAACCAGGAAAACACCAUCACCAACACACAAGUAGACCAGACAGUCACUCCACAACAUGGAAUAUGUUUUUUCACAAAUUUAACUUAACAUUGGAAAAACACUGUUUAUACUGAUAUUAUAUGUUGAUGUUUCUCGUGAUGAAACGCUUGUACAUAGGCUAAUUAAGAGGUUUUUUUUAAAUAGCUUUUCCCAGAAGAUAAGAAUCUGGACAUCCAAAAAUGAAGGACGGGUUUUAGCUAUCUUUAAACUGUCAUGUUACUUACUAGUACUGUGUUAUCAAUCCUGAUUUUACCAGGCAAAGUGACUAAAAGCACAUGUGUAUUCACAGUAAUAGCCUGGCAGGUCAUUUCAGGGACUUUGCUGAAACUAUUUGAGUAAUUUCUCUGCUUAAAUUUCUCUAGUUUGCAUGUAAAUACAGAGUUGUUCAGGCACUUGAGGUCCAAUUGGUGAGUGAGCAUGAUAUCCUCCUUCUCAAUACAAAUGUGACUAUUCACAGUUGAUUUCAUGGGAACAUCUACCACUGCCUCGUUAGCGUGUGUGCUCAAUUGAUUUGUAUCGGCAGCUAAAAACGGUGGUUCAGUAUUUAAGACGUACAGUACGUGCAUCUCAGAGUUAAAUAUAUAUGAUAGAUAACAAACCGAUUUCAGUUGUUGGUCUUUUAAAAAACGUGUUUACAGUGUGUUACUGUAGAUUAGUUAGAGACAUGUUUUAAAACUGCCUUUAGAAUAUGGCUACAAGAGUUCAUGUGUAGCUUUCGUGGCGCCUGUGUCAUCAGAGGUGGACAUGUAGCUGAACACUUGAAUCGUCAAGUAAGUGUGCUGCAGUUUCUUCUUAGGUUUUUCUGUUUAGGUUAUUCUGUUUUUUUGUGAAACCAUUUAGAUCCCGAGCCUUUCGUGGCACGUAGAUUUCAAAUUGUCAUGAUUCCCAUUAACAUCAGUCAAACAUGAGCAGGCUCUGUUCUGUAUGGUUAUUGAGAAUUAGUUUUUUUUUUCACAUACUAUCUUCAUCUUAAGUGAUUUGUUGUAGAAUGUUUUAGCAGUCUGCUCACAGCUGUUUACCAUCAGAGCCUAGACGAUCCUUCUACGAUAUUCCACAAAACUUCGUUUCACUUCACCCCUCAAAAGUCAGUCACAUUUUCACCACCCUGUUUCCCCCACAAAAACUGAUUAUACCCACAGAAGUUUCAUGACUUAUCUCUGAAGUAUUCUGUUGUUCGAAAAUCUAAACUUUAACUUAACUUUUUUUCCUUUUUUUUUGUGAAACUCUUUCUGCCAAAACACAUCUCUGUUGAUUUGGGAGAGGAUGUGGUUAGAGGUGACGUCUGUCAAAAAUCAUGAGGACCGAGAACUCGGGCAGUUGGUUCCAAUCUCAAAAGGUGUCACAUUUUUUCUAACAUUUCUUAUAAAAACCAAAAAAGUUGCUAAACAAAAAAGGAAGGAAGACAAUAUCCAACAAUAAGUUGAGACAACACAGUAAAAGACAGGUGACAGCAUCUGAUCCAAAAUGAGCCUAAUUCUGUCAGAAAAACAGAAACCAACAUUCCUCAGAAACAAAUAUACCCUCCUGAUGAAGGAUUUCUACUACUGUACAAGGAGUUUAACAAUAUAUAUGUAUGGCUACUUGCGACAUUUUGUGACCUGAAUAUGUUUGAAACUGAACUCUGACUAAAUAUAGAUGUGUAAUAACUGAAAAAUAGCUGUUAAAAAAACUGCCGCAAAACGACCACGAUUUGAUGCGUUGAUUGACAGUAAAACAAAUGAGAAGGGUCACAAAAUGGCCGCUAUAAAGUUGUCAAUGAGAGGAUUUGUGUAACAGCAUUGUGAAGAUGAAGUUGGUGUCUUAUUUAGGUUCCAUCCACCCUCCACUAUCACCUUUACUCCUGGUGAGAAGGAUGCAGUUGAAUUGAACCAGAGAAUGUAGGAUUCCCCCAUAAAUUACACCCAGAUGUUAAUGGUGAUGUUAAUACUCCCACCUUACACAGUAGGGGUGUAACAGUAUCUGUGUUAAUGUGAAACGGUCAUUGUGUGGAUGUUAGAGUUCAGGGCAUGCAGUGGCACGCACGAACAUAAACCAAAUUUCACAAGCGCAAGUUCCACCCACAAACCUUAAGCUGCACGUUGUUAGCAAGUUAGCAGUACGCCAUCCUAAACUUAGCUCAAGCGGAUUGGAGAGCAAGUGGGGGAUUGAAAUGAGGACAGUGUGUCAGUGUUGCCCAACAGUUGCAGGAUAUGUGUGGGGAGGUAUCACCCAGAUGUGCCAAUCACCCACUGUUGCACUAACGACUGAUGGAUUCGUUCAUUCAUUGUAUAGAACUCAUUCCGAACCGUGACGUCUGUGUACCGUUACACCCCUACUAUACUAUACUAGUAUACCUACUAUACUACUCUGGCAUACGCCCAAAAGCUAAAUAUUCGAUUUCUUGUGCCCAAACCAACAACUGGAACCAGUUGAUUAAUUCUGCGUCUCAGAUGAUAAAUGUGUUUUAUAUUUGAGAAUUUAUGGUACAUGCAUACACAUUAUCAUGAAUUAUGUUCCAGCACAAGCCUUUUACACACACACUUUCACAUGUUUAAAACACACAAGUCCUGAAAAAAGUUAUACACACACAAAUACAUUCACAUACACACACUACUGCCACAAAUUAUUCAAAAUCUGACACUGGUGCACACACACAUUCUCCACACACACACACACACACACACACACACACAGCCUUUGCGAUGGUUAGACAGGAGAGAACAGAGAGUUUCCUCAAGUCUGCUAAAAACCCCAAUCUGCUAUCCAGCUCUGUUUAUAACUGCAUGAUUGAGACAAUGACAAUUUUCUACUAAUGAACUGGCGAUUGGAAACUAUACCUCUUGUGUUUACUCAUAUGUUGUAGGCCAAGCUGACAAACAGAGGAGAAGCUUUUUCUCUCAGCUAAAAUCAACUGAAGCUUUGGAAUUGGAAUGAGAGAAUCAUCAUGUUCUGUAAUUUCUGAUUAGCAGAAUUCCCAUUCUUUCUUGCUAUUGGUAUUAUAAGAGACAAAUCAAAAACUUAGAUGAUGAAAUUAAAAAUUUGGGCUGACCAGUGAUGAUUAAACCACCAUCACACUCACAACAGACAGCUUUUAGCGCCUUUUUAGAAAGCAGGCGGCUUUUAGCAAGUAGUUAAAGAGUUUAUAUUCUUGAAAUUAAUUAACACCAUCUGAAUUUGAAAAAUCCUGCAGACUGGGGGUGUAGAUGUAAGUUCUGGUUUCAGUGGAGCCGCGAUGACUCAUGUCUGUGUACAGUACUUGAUAUUUGUUCAUCUGUGAUCGUACUGCCCUCGGCUUCAGGAGUAACAUAGAGGGUGGGGUGGGUGUUUGGGGGGGGGUAAAAAGUAUUGUAGUGUUUCUGUAUUAUAAUUCUGUAUGUUCUCAAGAGGAUUUGAACAUUGCUAGUUUUUUGUAGCUUUAUCACCAUGGAAAAACAAGUUGAACCAAGUUUUUAUUCUCGCUUUAUUAUUAUUAUUUUUUUUUGUUUUACUUUGUUUUUUUCUGUUUUGUUCUCCCUUCUGUGACAUGAAGGUGAAAACACAUGCCAUCUAUCAUCUCUGUAAUAUUGUGCUCUUUCUCUGUCUCUCCCAGUGUUGUGAAAGGCUUUUCUUGUGCUUGAUCAAGUUCAUGACAGGAAAUUAAAAUUGUUAUAACUUGA
Molecule: messenger RNA, 6463 nt
Organism: Lates calcarifer (barramundi perch)
Lineage: Eukaryota; Metazoa; Chordata; Actinopteri; Centropomidae
Gene: cry3a
Product: cryptochrome circadian regulator 3a
Exons: 15
Coding region: 192-2162 (656 amino acids)
Biological process (GO): entrainment of circadian clock by photoperiod; circadian regulation of gene expression; negative regulation of DNA-templated transcription
Cellular component (GO): nucleus; cytoplasm
Molecular function (GO): FAD binding; DNA binding
Source: RefSeq, a predicted model, not a curated record